AUGAGUUUUGGACAAUCACGAGCACUGAUGCGUUUAAGCUCAGAUCUUAAAGCUAUGUUGACAGACCCCCCAGUAGGGAUUUCCAGUGGACCCAUAGACGAAACAAAUCUCUACUUUUGGCAGGCAACCAUAGCAGGCCCAGACAACUCGCCAUGGGAGGGCGGGAUCUUUGAGCUCAGACUGACUUUUUCAGAUGAGUAUCCCCUUAACCCUCCCCAUGUUAAAUUUGUCUCUGAAAUUUUCCAUCCCAACGUGUUUAAAGAUGGAAGGAUCUGUCUUGAUAUUUUACAAGACAAAUGGUCGAGUGUUUAUACUGUAUCAACCAUCUUACUUGCUAUUCAAAGUUUGUUGACUGAUCCUAAUGUGAACAGUCCUGCAAACCCAAUAGCAUCGAGUUUGUACACAACAAACAGAAAAGAGUACAACAAGAUGGUCCGCGCAUGCACUGCGCGAUCGCUCGAAGCUUAA
This is a messenger RNA of Entamoeba invadens IP1, 468 nucleotides long. RefSeq names its product ubiquitin-conjugating enzyme E2-17 kDa, putative. The record is from RefSeq and is a predicted model, not a curated record. The coding region runs from base 1 to 468 and encodes 155 amino acids. Lineage: Eukaryota; Evosea; Mastigamoebida; Endamoebidae. The transcript has 4 exons.